This is a messenger RNA of Hyphopichia burtonii NRRL Y-1933, 2728 nucleotides long. It is a transcript of the gene ZCF30, whose product is annotated as Zcf30p. NCBI's taxonomy places the organism in Eukaryota, Fungi, Ascomycota, Pichiomycetes, Serinales, Debaryomycetaceae. The transcript has a single exon. The coding region runs from base 5 to 2674 and encodes 889 amino acids. Gene Ontology annotation, molecular function: DNA binding; DNA-binding transcription factor activity, RNA polymerase II-specific; zinc ion binding. The record is from RefSeq and is a predicted model, not a curated record. Gene Ontology annotation, biological process: DNA-templated transcription; regulation of DNA-templated transcription.
AAGUAUGGCUAAGGAAAAAAGGACUAAACCAUGCUCUAAUUGCAAGAAGUCAAAAGUUAAAUGUAUAUACUCGAACAACUUACCAUGCGAGCGUUGUGUUAAAAUUGGACAAGCAGUUAAUUGCCAAUUUGUUCCAAAACUUCCUUCAUUAAAACUUCCCCUGAUACCUCCACAACCUCAAGCUAUACGGCCAGCCCAAGAUGAUAUACGACUUCCUCCAUUGAACUCUUUUACAAAUCAUAUCCAGCUUCCAGCUUCGCACCAUCAUCAAGCUAAUGCAACUUCGUCAGACAAGUUACCGCAACGGCCCAACGCCAUGACAGCAGCGAAUAAAAUAGCUGGAAAUCCUCAACCACUUCAGAACCCCGCUGUAACUACUCUGGCACAGAAUCCCAUUUCAAACGCAAUACCUCAAUAUAUGGUGCAGCAUGUACCGCAACCUAACAUGUCAGUUUUGCCAAAUGAAGAUAUAUCCGAAUCUGAGCAGCACUGGAAAACUCAGAUGGAAAACAAAAUAAAUGGAUUCGAUAAUAAACUUAAUGAUUUAGUUGAUAUCCUUAAAUCAAAUCAACGUUUUUUAAUGGAAAACCAACAGAGAUAUGGUCAGCCACAAUUACAAUACCCUACAUCUUACCCUCCUCAAAAGGGCCCCAUAGAUACACACGGACAUUCUUCCUCACAUGCUAAUGCAUCCCACAUUUCCCAUUAUGAUUCACUACCUAGUUCAAGACCAUACUCACCCGAUCCAACAAACGAAUCCGUACCAAGUCAAUAUUAUAACAGAGAACAAUACUCACAGCAUUACCCAUCCCACAGUCUUCCCUCAAACGACUUUCCAAAUACAAAAAGGCGUCAUUCACACUAUGUCGAAGAUUCAAAGAAAAGACCCAAAUUUAUAGACUCUGAUAGAGAAUCUGACGACGAUAAAAGAGAUAUUAACUAUCCCAAAGACUUCCGAGAUGGAUUUUUAGACAAAUCUCAAGCGAAAGAGCUAUUUAAAUUUUUUGAUACCAAUAUAUCUCCUCAACUAUUUGGGUUUGAGAUUUCAAGAUUCCUGGUGGAUUCUAUUUGGGAAUCCUCACCUAUUCUCAUAUGUGCUAUAUGUACUAUUGCAUCCAUGCAUCAUCCUGAUCAGACUCUUUCUUCGAAGCUGUACAAACUUCAGGAGUACCUUCAUAUAUCAUGCAGUGAGUUACUUUACAAAGGAAGGCCUGUCAAUGAACUUGAUGGCUUCAAUACAAUUAUGGCAUUAAUUCUUUGCAGCUUUUGGUUGUCAAACGCACAAAUGUUUACCGGAUUAGCUUUACAAAUUGCUAAGGAGAUUGGACUUACUGAUUCUGUAACCAAUCAUAAUUAUAAAAAAAGUGGAGGUUUGAGUAAGAGAGACCGAUUAAAAUUAUGGUAUUUGUUAUACGUCUUAGAUGGACAACAAAGUUUGACUUUUAAUAGGCAAAGAUUGGUUAGCUCAGACGAAUAUUCCCUUAAGCAUAGUAAAAGCAUACUUAUAAAUGAUAAUUUAACUUCUUUAACUCACAUGGAACGUUCUCCUUCUCAAAUUGAAAACGGAGACACAGAGGCCACAAACAAUAAAAACGAAGACUCUAAAAGUCAACCUAAAGAUUCCGUUGUUACCAUUAACAAAGAAGUUUCAUCACAAAAAUUUACGGAUAUGAGACUUGUAUCACAAGUUGAAUAUAAUCAAGCUUUAAAUGAGGCAUUUAGGGGCGAGGCUUGGGACCUAUUAGCUCCCUCAUCUUUGGGAAUACCCUCGAAAAGUAAUUUGGAAUUAGAUAGAUGGAUGGUUUCGUGGGCUGUCUUACUCUCACCGGUAAACAAUGGGGCUGUCUGGUCUUCCAAGUCUACUCUUAUCUAUUACAAUUUCGCCAAGAUGCAUAUCAACUCUGCUGCUGUAAGGCAAUUGAAAAUGGAUACUGGUGACGAGAAUAGGGUCAUUCUCCCUCGUUGGAAUAAUUCAACAAGCAAUGGUCCAGUGAGAGCUAACUCGAAGGUCCAUUUAGGAAAGAAGUUCAAAAACAUUAAAUCCACCAAUGAAGAAGAUUCGGACGAUUCUUCAGACAGUGAUGAAGAUUUUGUAUCCAACCAUGAAUUGAUAUCAGACAACGAAGCAAUAGUCAGUGCAAAUAUUGCUGUUACUGCAGCUCAAACUGUGCUCAAUCUUGUCUUAAAUGAUAAAGAUAUUCUAAAUAACUUGAAAUACGUUCCCGUCCACAUUCAUAUAAUGCUAUAUUACGCAGCAUUAUUAUUGAUCAACCCUCCUGUAGAGUCUGCUAAUAAAGAUGCUGAUUCAAAAUCCACCCAUUUAUUCAAAAUGGUGAACAACUUGAAAAUAGUCAAGAUGUUGCAAAGAAAAAUAUAUUUAAACUGCCCUACAGAUAAAAGUUUCGGUGAUCGAUUAAUAAGAAGUUUGGACGAUCUAUCUCAGGAAAAAUUGACUAAACUCAAGGACGAAAUUAAUGAUAUCGGAUCUGAUGAGCCCUUAGAUCCUGAAACUAAGUCUCAAUUAUUUAGACAAUUGAGUGAAAUUACAGAGGCUCUGUAUUCUGAAAAUAUUACGGAGCUCAAUAACAGCUCAGUAGAUGGAAGCAGCAGAGGUUCUUCUCCUGGACCAGAAAAAAUAUCAGCAUGGCCGGGUUCUAACCAUGGUCACCCAUAAAAAACUAUUUUUAUUAUAUAUAUUUGUGUGUGAAUGUAUAUUCAUAUAAUCGCA